Molecule: messenger RNA, 3519 nt
Organism: Nymphaea colorata (pocket water lily)
Lineage: Eukaryota; Viridiplantae; Streptophyta; Magnoliopsida; Nymphaeales; Nymphaeaceae
Product: 5'-3' exoribonuclease 4
Exons: 24
Coding region: 218-3094 (958 amino acids)
Biological process (GO): nuclear-transcribed mRNA catabolic process
Cellular component (GO): nucleus
Molecular function (GO): 5'-3' RNA exonuclease activity; RNA binding; zinc ion binding
Source: RefSeq, a predicted model, not a curated record
UUCUGGUCCGAAGGAGAAGAGACGAAGACGCAAACAACUUGAGUUCUUGGUGUUUCGCUUGGUCACCGAACGUCUUUCCCUUUUAAACCAUCGGAGAUAUAGUGCUCGUCCAACGCGAUAUUCUGACCAAAUUUUCUCCCUCUUCGCCUCCCUCCAUAUAUAUCUCUCUCGCUGUCUCUGAUGAUUGAGACUCUGGUGCGACUGUGAACUGAGAUCAAUGGGAGUGCCCGCCUUCUUCAGAUGGCUUGUCGACCGUUAUUCUCUUGCCGUCACCGAUGUCGUCGAGGAGGAGCCACGAGAGGGACCCGACGGCGUCCUCCUCCCGGUGGACCCAUCGAGGCCCAACCCAAACGGGAUGGAGUUCGACAAUCUCUAUCUUGACAUGAAUGGAAUCAUUCACCCGUGCUUCCACCCCGAAGGGAAGCCUGCACCAGCAACUUAUGAUGAUGUUUUCAGAUGCAUCUUUGAUUACAUUGAUCAUCUAUUUUCAUUGGUUCGCCCACGAAAGCUUUUAUACUUGGCAAUUGAUGGUGUUGCACCCAGGGCAAAAAUGAAUCAACAGCGUUCUCGUCGUUUCAGGGCUGCAAAAGAUGUAGCUGAUGCAGCAGCAGAGGAGGAAAAGCUAAGGAUGGAGUAUGAAGCAGAAGGGAGAAGUCUUCCUCCAAAAUUGAAAACCGAAACAUUUGAUUCAAAUGUCAUAACUCCCGGCACUGAAUUUAUGGCUGCACUAUCAGUUGCACUCCAAUAUUAUAUACAGCUAAGGCUGAACCGGAACCCUGGAUGGUGGGGCAUAAAGGUUAUACUGUCAGAUGCAAAUGUGCCUGGUGAAGGCGAACACAAGAUCAUGUCAUAUAUUCGUUUGCAACGUAACUUACCAGGUUUCAACCCGAACACACGUCAUUGCCUGUAUGGAUUGGAUGCAGAUUUGAUUAUGCUCUCCCUAGCAACUCAUGAGGUUCAUUUUUCAGUUUUGAGAGAAGUUAUCACCAUGCCUGGUCAACAGGAUAAGUGCUUCUUGUGUGGUCAAGUUGGACAUUUGGCAGCAGAAUGCAAAGGAAAUUGUGAUCAGAAUCAAGCUACAGGAUCACAUGAAAAGCCUGUUGACGAUACUCCAAUUUACAAGAAAAGAUACCAGUUCCUCAACAUCUGGGUGUUGCGAGAGUAUUUACAGUAUGAUUUGGAGAUACCUGAUCCACCAUUCAAGAUAAACUUCGAAUGUCUUGUUGAUGAUUUUGUAUUUAUGUGUUUUUUUGUUGGGAAUGAUUUUCUUCCACAUAUGCCUACUUUGGAAAUUCGUGAGGGUGCAAUAAACCUGCUGAUGUCUGUAUAUAAAAGAGAAUUUAGGGAAAUUGGUGGAUAUCUCACUGAUACUGGUGAGGUAAAUUUGGGGAGGGUGGAAAAAUUCGUUCAGCUGGUUGCUAUCCAUGAGGACCGGAUUUUUCAGAAACGAGCACGUAUCCAUCAGGCUCAAGAAAAUGCUGAGCUUAGAACAAGAAAAGAAAGCUCUGAGGAAGCACAGCUACCAAUUCCAGAUAAGGUCAGAUUAGGGGAACCUGGUUACAAGGAGAGGUAUUAUGUUGAGAAGUUUGGUCUUAAAACACCUCAGGUGGUUGAAGAGACUCGGAAAGAUGUUGUUUUAAAGUAUGUUGAAGGCCUUUGCUGGGUGAUGCGAUACUAUUAUCAGGGUGUCUGCUCAUGGCAAUGGUUCUAUCCUUAUCACUAUGCUCCUUUUGCAUCCGAUCUUAAAGAUUUGGCAGAACUUGAGAUCACAUUUUUCUUGGGACAGCCAUUUAAACCAUUUGAUCAGCUUAUGGGCACACUUCCAGCUGCAAGUUCUGAUGCUCUACCUAAACACUAUCAAGCUUUGAUGAAUGAUCCAGUAUCACCUAUCUCUUCAUUUUAUCCUUCUGAUUUUGAGUUAGACAUGAAUGGUAAGCGCUUCGCAUGGCAGGGUGUGGUCAAGUUACCUUUUAUAGAUGAAAAUCGUUUGCUUGCUGAAACAAAAAAGCUUGAGGGUACUUUGACGGAAGAGGAGAAGACCAGGAAUACCAUCAUGUUUGAUUUACUUUAUGUAAAUAGCAGCCAUCCUUUGGCUUUGCUCAUUGGCUCACUGUACAGAACCUGUCUCCAGUUCCCAGUUGAAUAUUGGACUCCUUAUGUGAUUGACACGAGUCUGAGUGAUGGGAUGAAUGGGUAUCUUUGCCUAUCUUGGAGGAAUGUGUUUGCUUAUACAGUGCCAUCUCCUAUCAAGGGACUCGAGAAUAUCAAUGAUAAUCAUGUCCUGAACGCAACAUAUCUCAACCCUCCAUCACAUCAACAUAUUCCAGAACCUCCAGAGGGUGUAAUCAUGCCAAGACGGAUUCUAACCCCAUUGGACAUAAAACCUUCCCCAGUAUUGUGGCAUGAAGAUUAUGGUGGUCGGCGUCAACAAACCAGAGAGAGACCGCAGGUGCCAAAUGCCAUUUCUGGGCCUCUGUUAGGAGAGGCAGCACAUCGUCUACUGAAAAACACACUACAGUUACCAAAUAAUGGUCCCAGAGUUUCACAGUUUUCUUAUGGCAGUUCAAGAGCUUACGAUCCUCAAGAGCGGAAUGGUUCAACCUAUGUUCUUAAUAGGCCAAGGCCGAUUGGGCCCUCUGGUUAUGAACAAGGGUUUGGGCCCUCUUCCAGUCAGAAUCGUGAUACCAACCGUAAAUUGCAUGAUUUUUAUGGUCGAUCAUCCUCAAGACCAGCCUCCACAUAUCUUGAUGUACAGGAUACCAGACAGGGUUCCAGAACACAAGAUAGACACCUUCGACCUCAAUUCACAAACAUUCAGGCUGAAAUGUUGGCAUUGACAAUACAUGGCCGUCAAGAGGUGGUCUAUCAGCCUCGACCAGGAAUGUUUGUAAGGGCAUCCAACCCUGGUUUUCAGACUAACCGGCAACCAGCACAGAGUACUUAUGCUCCGCCACCACCACCAACAAAAUGGGUUGCAAAGACAGCUUAUACAGUUCCACCUGCUGAAAUGAUUUUUGAUGAUGGAACAGACAAUAGACCAGUGAAGAAGGGUUACCAAGACCCUUUAAAUAUGCCACGUUCUGCCACCGAGUGAUGUUCAGCUGCAAGGGUGACAUGUUGGUCCUGUACUACGCUAUUGAUGCACAGCUGGCGUGUGGCCUUAGUGGUUGGCUGGCUGGAUCAUUUUGAAAGGACUCCAAGGGAUCUUGAUCUGCGCUUUAUUCUGUACUUCAGACAGGACGGUACACCAACUAGGAUGUAUUUUGCCGUGUUACAUUGACAAGAUACAACAUUGGGUGAAGUAGUUUGCAUUUUGGUGACUCGGGCUUCAGACUCACUGGUGCAAUUCCAGGUGUCUUCAUGAUUACAGGCGUAUUUCAAUGUCCGACACGAGAAUCAAUUUGAAAAAUAGGUAUUCAGAUGGGUGUUUCGAGUGUAAUCCAGUAAGAAAUUUUUGAAGCUAAUCACGAUGCGUCUAUUACUCCCUGUUCCAAUUAAGAUUCUAAGUUGGGUUUGGAA